Molecule: messenger RNA, 1398 nt
Organism: Cutaneotrichosporon oleaginosum
Lineage: Eukaryota; Fungi; Basidiomycota; Tremellomycetes; Trichosporonales; Trichosporonaceae
Source: RefSeq, a predicted model, not a curated record
AUGGAGCCCACGCCUCUCACGGACCCACACGCCUACCUCGCGCUGUUCAAGUUCAACCGCCGCCUCGCCGAAUGUCCGCGCACGGGGAUGGCUGUGUCGUUCGCGGACAUCGGCGACCCGGAGGGUGUGCCAGUGCUUUUCGUGCCGCCAUCGGGCUGCUCGCGCUGGUUCGCCGCGCCGCAAGAUCCGCUGGCGGCAGGACACGGCAUCCGCCUCAUCGUAGUGGAUAGACCGGGGACAGGCGCGACGCCGAUGGUGCCGCUUCCCGAGCGCAUGAACACCAGCUGUCAACAUAUUGCGUCGGUUCUCGAACAUCUCGACGUGAAGCCUGCCCAUAUGCUCGCAACGAGCGCAGGCAUCUACAUCGCCCUCCGCCUUCUCUCCGCAUAUUCAGGCAUCUUUCUUACGGGUCUCACGCCGCCGCCCUCUGUGUAUCUGGUAUCGCCAUGGUCACCGCCCUUGCCUGCCACAGAUCCGCUCGCAUACCGCCAACUUCUCGACUGGAUCCCCAGUGGCGUCCUCACGACGCAGGACACCACCCUCCCUUUCGUGUUCAACACGAUCCGCGGGGCGGAAGAGGCGUACGAUGCGACAUCCAAGGCUGUCGGCGGGGCAGUCACGGCCGUGAAGAGCUGGUUGGGAGCGUGGAGCCAGCCCGUAAGCCCCGCCCCCUCCACCCGGAGUCUGGAGGGGAGUGAGCGCCACAGUCUGAAGGAGAGUGAGCGGCACAGUCUGGAGGAGGCGCGCGAGGACGGCGCAGAGGCUGCCAACGAGUUGGACGAGCAGGAGGGGGACGAGGCGCCCCGCCGACGCCUUUGGGCGCCCAGCGCCAAAUACGUGAGUCUCCGUUCGGCGCCGCUGACCCAGCUCACGACCGAAUACCUGUACGCAGAAGACUUCCGGGGAAUAGGGCAGGAGCACAUGCUCUGCUUGAACCGCGGGGAAAUUGACACCGGGCCGGCGUGGUUCAAAGCUGAGAUUGACGCUGUUGCCGCGGCCGUGCGGCGUGAACAGCAGGGCGGGGAGGAUAGCUGCGCGAAGGAGGCGAGCGGAGAGAGCGUCGAGCAGUCCGAGCCCGGCGUGGAUUCUCUCAACCAGACAGAUCAGCAUGUGGAGGAUGAUGAGCAGGAGGAGCGCGAGAAGGUGGAAUACGAUGACAAGCCCGCCCCCAAGCUCGACCGCCUCCCAAUCGACGUGUGGUGGGGCGGGUUGGAUGGUAUGGUCCCGCGCAACGGCCAGGAAUGGCUCAACAAGACGUUCGCAGCCCACCCGCGUGAGAUCGCAUUCGUGUCUCACUUUGUCGAGGACGGAGAUCAUAGCGACCUCAUCAUGCGCGCGCAGGGUGUCGGAGAAGUGUACCUCUCUGUCAUGGCCACGGGGCACACCACGGCGCGAUGA